Molecule: messenger RNA, 1125 nt
Organism: Hansenula ciferrii
Lineage: Eukaryota; Fungi; Ascomycota; Saccharomycetes; Phaffomycetales; Wickerhamomycetaceae
Gene: STP22
Product: ubiquitin-binding ESCRT-I subunit protein STP22
Exons: 2
Coding region: 1-1125 (374 amino acids)
Biological process (GO): protein transport; protein modification process; endosome to lysosome transport
Cellular component (GO): ESCRT I complex
Molecular function (GO): ubiquitin binding
Source: RefSeq, a predicted model, not a curated record
AUGACUUUUGUGGUACAAAAGGGAUACCUGGAAUAUAUUGAUCCAAGAUUGACAUAUCAUGAUGUUGCAACUACUUUACAAUCUUAUCCUACAUUGAAACCAAGAACAAGAGUAUAUACUAGUGAAACAGGUGAAUCUCAAUUGCUUCUAUGUCUUUAUGGUUCAAUUCCUUCUCCUAUUGGUGGUAAGAUUUAUAAAAUUCCAAUUGAAUUAUGGGUUCCACAUGAAUAUCCAUUAAUGGCACCUUUUGUUUAUGUUGUUCCAACUGAAAAAAUGAUUCUACAACCUGGGAAUCAUGUUGAUAAUAGUGGGAGAUGUUAUUUACCUUAUUUAGCUAAUUGGGGUUCAAAUAAUAAUGAAGAUAAUAAUGGUCAAUCAACAAUUGUUAAAUUAUGUGAACAUUUAUCUAAAAUAUUUGGUUUAGAACCUCCAGUUUUUGCUAAACCUAUUAGUAAACCAACUACACCAAUAAUAUCUCAACGUAUACCAUCAAAUCAACAGCAACAACAACAACAACAACCAUCACCACAUCCUACACUACCCCCAAAAAUUAAAGAAUCUGAUAAUGUAACAAGUACAGCAAGUUCAGCAUCCGCAAGUCCACCCCCAUUACCUCCAUUACCAAAUGAACUAAGAUCAAAAGUUAUUCAAUCACCAACAUUAAAUAAACGUGAUCAUUUAUUUAAUCAACCUGUUUCAAUUGAUCAACAAAUAUCAUCACAAAAUAAUAAAUCAUCAUCAAAUACAUUUGAGCAACCAAAUAUAAUGGAUACUGAUAAUACUGAUGAUUCUAAUGGCGGGGUUGAUCCAGAGAGACAACAAAUCCUAGGUCAUUUGAAUUCAUUAUUACAACAAAUUAAUCAUUUUGAAAUUUUGGAAGAUUCAAAUAGAAUAUCUUCAAAUGUUUUAAAUAUUAAAAAUACAAUUGAAAAAUUUGACAAGAUAUUCCAAUAUGAAUAUAAAAAUUUAGAUUCAACUGAAAAACAAAUAAAAGAAAAUGAAUUGAUUUUACAUAGUUCUAUAGAUGAAGCACAAAAAGUUAUAAAUGAAUCGAAUGGAUAUGGUGAUUUAAAUAUCGAUGAGAUUAUUUGUGGAGAAACUAUGGUUUUCAAUCAGUAUGUAUAA